Messenger RNA from Bufo bufo (common toad), 3734 nucleotides. RefSeq names its product natriuretic peptide receptor 2 (gene NPR2). Gene Ontology annotation, cellular component: membrane. The transcript has 17 exons. The record is from RefSeq and is a predicted model, not a curated record. Lineage: Eukaryota; Metazoa; Chordata; Amphibia; Anura; Bufonidae. Gene Ontology annotation, biological process: cGMP biosynthetic process; protein phosphorylation; intracellular signal transduction. Gene Ontology annotation, molecular function: ATP binding; protein kinase activity; peptide hormone binding. The coding region runs from base 77 to 2839 and encodes 920 amino acids.
UCCUGUCUGCCCAGGGGAGGCCCAGGCUGACGUUACCUUUGGGUGUGAAGGUUAUGGCCCAUGUACAUACGUGAACAUGAGACGUGUGUUCGCUAGCCAAAGAGACGACCUGGUCAUUGAUGUUAUGAUGCCCAUGUUGGAGUGCAGCCCUGUACUGAGAUUCACCACUCUGGCUACCUUUAUCUUCUUUCUUUUGCUGUGCUUCUGUCCACUGUGCACACGUCAGAACCCCUCUAUGAACCGCACAUUGACAUUGGCUGUGGUCCUACCGGAGAGCAACCUGCGUUAUGCCUGGUCAUGGCCCCGUGUGUCUCCUGCUCUGCGCAUGGCAGUGGAAAAAGCACAGAAUGAACUUCAGCUACUGCCCGGGUACCACAUCAAGACAGUCUUUGCCAACUCCGAACUUGAUGGGGCCUGCUCGGAAUAUGUGGCUCCUCUCAAGGCUGUGGACCUGAGGCUCUACCACAACCCUGAUGUGCUAUUUGGUCCAGGGUGUGUAUACCCUGCUGCCUCUGUUGCCCGCUUUGCUGCUCACUGGCGCCUCCCCCUUAUAACUGCUGGUGCUUUGGCCUUUGGAUUUAAACCAGAUGAUGAUCAAUACAACACGACCGUGAGGACCGGACCAACUGCAAACAAGCUUGGAGAGUUUGUUUCCCACCUUCAUGAUCAUUUCAACUGGAGCUCCCGUGCAGCCCUCGUUUACCAUGAUGUAAAAAAGGAUGACCGGCCACAUUACUUCAUCAUUGAGGGGGUUUUCUGGGCCCUGGACAAGGAGUUCAGUAAUCUAACUGUGCGAUACCAGAUGUAUCCGGAGGAUAAUGAUGUGGCCAGUGUCAUACAAUUCAUUCGGAGCAAUGGACGAGUGAUUUAUAUCUGCGGCCCCCUGGAGAUGUUCCAUAUGAUCAUGCUUCAGGCUUACAAGGAGAAGUUGACCAGUGGUGACUAUGUCUUCUUCUAUGUGGAUGUGUUUGGUGACAGUUUACGUUCUGAUGGGAGCAGAAAUGCCUACAAGCCCUGGCAAAGCAACCAGACCCAUGAGGAGGAGCUGAAGGAGGCUUUCAAGACUGUCCUGGUGAUCUCGUAUCAUGAGCCACAGAACCCAGAGUACCAGACCUUCCAGAAGAACCUGAUUCACAGAUGUAAAGAGGAGUUCAAUGUGGAGUUAAACUAUACGCUGAUGAAUCUCAUUGCCGGCUGCUUCUAUGAUGGGGUGCUGCUCUACGCCCAUGCUCUGAAUGAGACGCUACAGGAAGGGGGUUCUCCGAAGGAUGGAAUCCGGAUUGUGCAGAAGAUCCAGGAGCGCAGCAUGCAUGGAAUCACUGGAACUGUCAGCAUGGACAAAAGCAAUGACCGGAACACAGACUUUGAUCUCUGGACAAUGGCUGACCAAGAGACCGGUCACUUUGAGAUGAGGGAUGUCCAGUUCAAUCACCUGACUCGGUUCCUCGGAGCCUGCAUCGAUCCGCCAAACAUCUGCAUUGUGACAGAGUAUUGCCCCCGGGGCAGUUUACAGGAUAUUUUGGAGAAUGAUAGCAUCAACCUGGACUGGAUGUUCCGUAACUCGCUGAUCAAUGACAUUGUGAAGGGCAUGUGCUUCCUUCACCGCAGCAUCAUCGCAUGUCAUGGGAACCUGAAGUCCUCUAACUGUGUGGUGGACAGCCGCUUCGUGUUGAAGAUCACGGACUAUGGUCUCGCCAGCUUCCGCUCCACCUGUGAUGCUGAGGAUGUCUAUGCCUUGUAUGCCAAGAAGCUUUGGACGGCUCCUGAGCUGUUACGUAUGGGGAGACCCCCGCCUCAAGGCACUCAGAAAGGUGAUGUCUACAGUUUUGGGAUCAUACUGCAGGAAAUCGCACUGAGAAAUGGGGCAUUUUACAUCCAGGGCAUGGACCUCAGUCCAAAGGAGAUUGUUCAGAAGGUCAGAAAUGGACAGCGACCAUAUUUCCGGCCAACAGUGGACAUCAGCUGUCACAGUGAAGAGCUUGGCAUCCUGAUGGAGAAGUGCUGGGCGGAGGACCCAUUGGAGAGACCUGAAUUCAACCAGAUUAAGAUGUACAUCUGCAAGUUCAACAAGGAGGGCACAAGCAGCAUUCUGGAUAAUUUACUGUCUCGCAUGGAGCAAUAUGCAAACAAUCUGGAGAAAUUAGUAGAGGAGAGGACACAAGCGUACCUGGAGGAGAAGCGCAAGGCAGAAAAUCUGCUCUAUCAGAUCCUGCCGCAUUCAGUGGCUGAGCAGCUGAAGAGAGGAGAGACUGUCCAGGCCGAAGCUUUUGACAGCGUCACCAUCUAUUUCAGUGACAUUGUGGGGUUCACCUCAAUGUCUGCAGAGAGCACGCCCAUGCAGGUGGUCACCUUACUGAAUGACCUGUACACGUGUUUCGAUGCUAUAAUAGACAACUUCGAUGUCUACAAGGUGGAGACCAUCGGUGACGCAUACAUGGUGGUUUCAGGGUUACCAGUACGGAAUGGGAAGUUGCAUGCACGAGAAAUUGCGCGUAUGUCCCUGGCCCUCCUGGACACUGUGAAAACCUUCAAGAUCCGGCACAGACCGAACACACAGCUCCAUCUGCGAAUAGGAAUCCAUACAGGUCCAGUCUGUGCAGGUGUGGUUGGACUGAAGAUGCCACGCUACUGUCUGUUUGGUGACACGGUGAACACAGCGUCCCGGAUGGAAUCUAAUGGGGAAGCACUUAAGAUCCACAUUUCUUCAACCACCAAAGAAGUCUUAGAUGAAUUUGGCUGCUUUCAACUGGAACUUCGGGGAGAUAUUGAAAUGAAGGGUAAGGGGAAGAUGAGGACAUUCUGGUUACUUGGAGAGAUGACAGAUGAUGACGUUAUUUGAGGCGCUCUUGUGCCUUAUCAGCUCCACAUUUGGCCAGCUGUGUCUUGAGCUGCUCAUUAGACUCAUCUGGGUAACAAGGUUAUCCGCUAACCUACCCAUAGCCCGCUCUUCCAGGAGCACAUUGAAUACGAAGGCUUCGUUGGUUGGAGGAGCAGACACCUAACCUGUUGCUCUUUUCUCUGGGAAUGAGUAAUUAAGCACCAGCUAAUUAGCCAAGAGAUGACCUUUGUAUCGGUCACAUGGUUGCAAUACGAUAAAAACCUGUAGCCAAGCCUCAGCCUGCAAAAACCUCAUCAUUGCAGGAGCCAAUGCAGGGUCUAGAAAAGGAAGUAAACAUUACUCACAUCUAUAGGCUUCAGCUUACCAAAAUUCACCAAGGAGAUCCAGAGCAAGUUCAGAAAUGGAUCCAAAACAGCUUCCACUACAUCCCAAGUCCUCUUUCAGAUCCACUGUUCUCAUUCCUUGCUCAAACCAACAACUACACCUACAAAUCCCUGUGGUAGGAACCGAGCCAUACGUAAGGGCACUUACUAGUCAUCUUUAGACUGGAAUGGGAUCUAAACAGGACGGCAUUGGGCUACACAGAUAUCAGCAGGAGAUCAGUGAUUUCACACAAAGCAGAGAAGAAGGAAUGGCAAAGUGAGUGAAAGUGCAGUCAGUCCACAUACCCCACCACAUAGCCAUACUGUCCAGCACACCACACAACGCAUCUCGUAGGAAACACUCACUAUAGGAUAAAGUUCAGGGUUUAGUAAACGUCCCUAAAAACCAGGAGAGCAGAGCAUGAAGACUUCUGAUUAUGAGCCUCUCCAUGAAAGCCUCAUGAAGCACAUGUGUAGUAUGUUACUGUAGCUGAGUCCAUGGCACAUUCAGCCUUCAAUAAAGACAAGUAGAU